Funneliformis mosseae is the source of this 484-nucleotide messenger RNA. The record is from the annotation of a GenBank genome assembly. NCBI's taxonomy places the organism in Eukaryota, Fungi, Glomeromycota, Glomeromycetes, Glomerales, Glomeraceae.
AAAAAAACAAGCUGCGAAGUCUCAGGAACCUACUCAAGAAAUCAUGGAACCUGAAAUGGAGGAACCUGAAAUAGAAAAACCGUCAAUUGACGAAAUCAAUAUUUCGAAAAAAAAUUUAAAAUCGCAAUAUCAAGAUAAAACACGUAAACUAAGUGUGGCAGCAGUAGGACACAUAAGAGAAGACGUAGAGGCACAAGGAAAGAUAUUCCAGGAUUACAUACAGGCAGUAAACGAAAUCGAAGCAAAAGUACGAGGCAAAAUUUAUUCAUUUGAUGAUGAAUAUGGGGAUAUCAAAAGAUGGAUAUUAAAAGAAUUAGAAUUAUUCAAGGAUUUAAAAUUAAGAUACGAACAGGCAGACGCACAAGAAACACAAGGAGCACAAUAUCGACUAGGAACAGUCACGGAACGAGAGAUAUUUGACGAUCAGGAAUUAAAAGAAGAAUGGAUGGAUAAUGAUAAACCGAAAUGGUCACAGAACAACUAG